This is a messenger RNA of Myxozyma melibiosi, 2372 nucleotides long. RefSeq names its product tryptophan synthetase. Gene Ontology annotation, cellular component: cytoplasm. Gene Ontology annotation, molecular function: tryptophan synthase activity. Gene Ontology annotation, biological process: L-tryptophan biosynthetic process. The transcript has 4 exons. The record is from RefSeq and is a predicted model, not a curated record. Lineage: Eukaryota; Fungi; Ascomycota; Lipomycetes; Lipomycetales; Lipomycetaceae. The coding region runs from base 99 to 2273 and encodes 724 amino acids.
CUCCACCCCAACCCGCUGCUCGCCUCUCUUCCUCGACCCAUCCCGCCCUCCACUCCUCCUUCUCGCUCUUCACCGCUCUCUUCUCUCUUAUCUACACAAUGAGCGCUCAUCUCAAGCAAAGAUUCGCAGAGUGCAAGGCUGAAGGCCGCCCCGCCUUCGUCACCUUCGUCACCGCAGGCUUCCCCAAGCCCGACAGCACCGUCGACAUCAUGCUCGGCAUGCAAGCCGGUGGCGUCGACGUUAUCGAGCUCGGAAUGCCCUUCUCAGACCCCAUCGGCGACGGCCCCACCAUCCAAAAGUCAAAUACCAUUGCCCUGGAAAACGGCGUCACCACAAAGCAGACCAUCGACAUGGUCCGUCAAGGCCGUGCCGCCGGCGUCACCAUCCCAAUCGUCCUCAUGGGAUACUACAACCCAAUCAUGAUUUACGGCGAGGAGCAAUUCAUCAAGGACGCCAGAGCCGCCGGUGCCUGCGGUUUCAUCAUUGUUGAUUUCCCGCCAGAAGAGGCAAUCAAGUUCCGUCAGAUCUGCUCCAGAGAAGGAAUGAGCUACAUCCCGCUCGUCGCUCCCUCCACCACCGACUCCCGCCUCGAAAUCCUGUCACAGAUCGCAGACUCGUUCAUCUACGUCAUCUCGCGAAUGGGCACCACCGGCGCCCUCACCGAGAUCAGCGAGGGCCUGCCCGCGCUCUGUGCGCGCGUCCGCAAGUAUGCCGGCGACACCCCUCUCGCCGUCGGCUUUGGCAUCUCGACCGCAGAGCACUUCAACGCUGUCGGCGGCAUCGCCGACGGCGCCGUCAUUGGCAGCAAACUUGUCUCCGUCAUCAGCGGGCUCACUGACCCUAAAGAGAUCAACGCCGCGACAAAGAAGUUCUGCUCCUCGAUUUGCGGCCGCGUGGUCGAGACGUCUGCGCACGAGGUCGGCCCGGUUGCCGACUCGGCGUCGACUGUCGCCAGCGUGCUCGGCAAGAAGGAGGUCACGCCCACCGCGGUCGUUUCCGGCGGCGAUCCCAAGGCCAAGCUUGCGGUUGAUUUCCUGAACGGAAUCGUCGCAAAGGAAGAGAAAGAGCACGUGUUCCCGUCUCGGUUUGGCGAGUUUGGUGGACAGUACGUGCCCGAGGCGCUCUUCGACUGCCUCGUCGAGCUCGAGAAGGUGUUUGAGACCGCCGUCAACGACCCGACCUUUUGGGAAGAGUACCGGUCUUACUACCCCUACAUCGGCCGCCCCGGAAAGAUGCACCUCGCCCCGCGCCUCACCAAGCACGCCGGCGGCGCAAACAUCUGGCUCAAGCGAGAAGACCUCAACCACACCGGCUCGCACAAGAUCAACAACGCGCUCGGCCAGGUCCUGCUCGCGCGCCGUCUGGGCAAGACCGAGAUCAUUGCCGAGACGGGCGCGGGCCAGCACGGUGUCGCGACCGCGACGAUCGCCGCAAAGUUCGGCAUGAAGUGUACCGUCUACAUGGGCGCCGAGGACGUCCGCCGCCAGGCGCUCAACGUCUUCCGCAUGAAGCUCCUCGGCGCGUCUGUCGUCGCCGUCGACGCUGGCACGCGCACGCUCCGUGACGCGGUCAACGAGGCCCUGAGAUCCUGGGUGACCAACCUGUCGACCACACACUAUGUCAUUGGCUCCGCCAUCGGCCCGCAUCCCUUCCCGACCAUCGUGCGCACGUUCCAGAGCAUCAUCGGCAACGAGACCAAGCAGCAGAUGCAGGAGUACCGGGGCAAGCUUCCCGACGCGGUCGUGGCCUGCGUCGGAGGCGGCAGCAACAGCAGCGGCAUGUUCUACCCGUUCGUCGAAGACAAGACCGUCAAGCUCCUUGGCGUCGAAGCCGGCGGCGACGGCGUCGACACCGACCGACACAGCGCCACGAUCUCUGCCGGCUCCGUCGGCGUGCUCCACGGAAACAAGACCUACGUCAUCCAAGACAAGGACGGCCAGAUCCUCGACACCUACUCCGUCUCCGCCGGUCUCGACUACCCGGGCGUCGGCCCCGAGCUGUCGAUGUGGAAAGACACCGGGCGCGCGGACUUUGUGGCCGCGACGGACGCGCAGGCGCUCGAGGGCUUCAGACUGCUUUCGCAGCUCGAGGGCAUCAUCCCCGCGCUCGAGUCCUCGCACGCUAUUUAUGGCGCGGUCGAGCUCGCAAAGACGAUGAAGCCUGAUCAGGAUAUUGUCAUUUGCUUGUCUGGACGCGGUGAUAAGGACGUCGAGAGCGUUGCGGAGAAUUUGCCGCGGUUGGGACCUUUGAUUGGAUGGGAUUUGCGUUUUUAAAGAGGUGGUUUGAGAGUGUUCUUUUGAUCAUUUAGAUCUGUUUUAUGUAGUAAAAGUAUAUACGAGAGAUGGAAAAUUAUUUGAAUACGAAGAAAUGCU